ACAAACAUUGGUGGUAAGCGGUUAGCGAAAAUAAAAGUGUCGGGUUGAUCGGGACACCUCAGAGGACAUAGCCGGCGAGUAGAAAAGCCAAGAGCGAACAAAAUACCCGUGGCAUACAGGUUUUCACACCGAGUCAUCAAUACUUGGAACCUGCUGCCUGAAGCAGUGGUGUCCGCACCUUCAAUUGACUCUUUUAAGAGAAGACUGGACAUUCACAGAAGCAUACUAGAAAAGGAAUAACAUAGGCCGUAGGCCUUCUGUCCGUACUACACAAAUCUGAAUCUGAAAUCUAUAUGACUGGGCAAUCCCUGUCCUUCCUACGUAUUUGUGUUCUUGGUAGUCCACAAGUGCAACAGUAUGCUCAAAUGUAUUCUCGCACUUAAUCACAAUGUAGUGUGGUGUAUCAGGAUGCAUGUGAAUUGUAGCUGGUAUCCAGUGUCUGCUGGUGUAAAAUUCACUGGUAGUUGUGGUCACUGUGGAAUAAUGGGAAGGUCACCCCCACAAAUCGAAAUCUAGCAUCCCCACGUGUUGAGUUGUAAUAUAUUGCGACUGUAUAGCCUCAAGUUCCUUAGACUUUCUUUGACAUCAUUAGCUGUGUCAUCGUGGUCUGGAUUUUCUUGAGCUCGUUAAGCAGUUAUGCUCCACGGUUUGUCCGGCAGUAUUCUCACGUCACUCGGACUUGAGCGAAUGACUGGGUAAUAAAACGUCCCCCACAUCAUCGGCACUGGUAAACGUUAUACGGAGCCUUGGUUGGUUCACGUGUUUGGAAUUCUUGCUUCAUAUUAACUGUUAAUCCAAGGUUUUCAUUUAAGAUCGUAACAAAGAGAACAUUUUUAAACGUAAAAUGUCGCACAUUCCGUCAAUAGAUUAUUUCAACAAUGCUAUUUGGAAUAUUCAACCAGUCUUUGAUAAACCGUCUUCACAAGAUCCCUCUACAUCACAUUCUGAAAAUUUCGUAGUCGUCCCGCAGAGCCAGCUAGAUUCUUCUAUCCGACUGAUAAAUUCUGAAUUCGAGAUAAUGGGUUAUUCAAAAGUUUUAAGGGUGGAAAAUGGAGAAAUUCAAAUCAGUAUGAAUAGUUUUAUUGAUGGUGUGUUAAAGUUGAUUACAUCCUAUCGUAAAAGUUUAAAUAGUCGUGAAGAAAUUGAAUUAAAUUUUCAUCGUGUACAGUCAGAUUUAACUCAAGUACAAAAACUUUAUCGAAGAUGUCAGCAAAAUUUGGAAGAAACACAAAGAUCAAAUGAAUUAAUCAAAGAAAGGGAAAAGCAAGCUUUAAAUGAUAAAAAGUUACUUAAUGAUCGUUUGAAAUCUACAUGUAAUGAACUUCGUAAAGUUCAGUCAAAUUUCCAACGACAUGAAAUCCAAUUUCUACACGAACGUCGUAAGCUAGAGAAAGAAGCAACGGAUCUUCGGAAACGCUUAACAUUUUUAAUUGACAAAGCCACUCCUAACUGGAACAAAGGACAAAAAACAAAUAAACUGUCUUGUUCUCCAACGGUUUUAUCAAUGUCACAGUGGUUUUUAUCGUCAGAAGUUGAUAAAAAGCCUGAAAUAACAAAUGGGGGACCAUCCAGUUCCCGGAGAUUUGGAAGUACAAUUCGAACUAAUUCUGGUUUAGGUAGUGCCAAAUUUGAGUCAGUUACCUCAGUCAAUAACUUUGAUUCUGACAUGAAAGACGAUUUGGAUGUUCAAACCUCCAGGGCUGAUUUAUCAUCAUUAAUAGUUCAACAACUGGAAAGUCGCCAAAAUGACUUACUUUAUGAGAAUCGUGAACUUCGAGAUCUUGUCAGUCAACUCUCUUUAAGAAUGAUUCGAUUCACUGAUUUUCUCCAACGACAUUGUACUACAUGGGUACAAAAUAAUGAUAAUGUGCUUCACUCCAAUGAAUUCGAUGAUGAAUUCUUUUCACUUGAUGACGAAGAAGACGACGGCGAUGAGUAUUUUAGACGAGAAUCAUCCGACGAAGAUUAUUCAACUAUUGCCAUGUCUAAAGAAAAUGGUCGUAGAAAAUCAGCUCUUGUUAAUAAUCUUUUAAUUGAAUUACCGUAUGCAGUAAUUCGUGAUGAUCUUACCAGACGCGUACGUUAUGUAUCUCGAUGUCUUUGGUGUAAAUUAAAAUGUUUAGCCAAACACUAUACGACAAAAACAGGAGUAACAACAGAGAGAAAUGUAACAGAAAAUGUUGUAAAUUCACAAACUUUUGUAUUAGACCUCCCAAGGUCUAUUGAUGGAGAUAAUGAAUAUAAUGAAGUGGAACUAUUAAAAAGUCAGUUAGCUGAUGUGAAAUCUUUGGCUGGUUGUAAGUCUUUAUUAAAGGGGAAAGAGUUGAUUAUGGAGGAUAUUUUAUUCUCAAGUUAUAACUUGGACAAACUGAAAAUUUUAAAUUUAACCAGUUCGAAUCCGGAACUUGAUGGGAAAAAUGAAGUACACUUUGACAAACAUAAUGUUCCUUUAUUAUUGAAGGAAUCCAGUAUUCGAAUUUCAAAGAAAAAUAGAACGGACAGCUCAAAUUCAUCAGAUAAUUCACUUUAUUCUCCAUGUAAUUAAUCUUUGGCUUUUAUUAUCUAACUGGUUUUGACUUGAAGCAAAGGUGCCAGUCACUCCUACUCAUACUGCUUUCACCAAACCUCUCAUUCUUACUCGUGCAAUUAUAUCGAGAAAAACAUAUCAUAAUAGUAAUCAAGCAGGAUUGUUCUUUUGACUCAUUACUCAACAUUCAACGGACCAUUACAAUAGAUAAUGGCUACACCAAGCCUAUUCACUAUUCGCUUCGAACAGUUUCGGAUUCGUACAUAUUUUCUUUUACAGUGUAAAUACAUGCUUCCCCUUCAUUAAAAAUAAUGUCCGAUCUUUUUGAGCAGUGCUUUGUAUCACCAUACAUUUAAAAUAUAAUUAUAACUACU
Molecule: messenger RNA, 2901 nt
Organism: Schistosoma guineensis
Lineage: Eukaryota; Metazoa; Platyhelminthes; Trematoda; Strigeidida; Schistosomatidae
Source: the annotation of a GenBank genome assembly